Alosa alosa (allis shad) is the source of this 1262-nucleotide messenger RNA. RefSeq names its product sulfotransferase 1A1-like. NCBI's taxonomy places the organism in Eukaryota, Metazoa, Chordata, Actinopteri, Clupeiformes, Clupeidae. The record is from RefSeq and is a predicted model, not a curated record. Bases 12 to 332 code for a protein of 106 amino acids. The transcript is spliced from 3 exons.
CCCGAUGCGCAAUGGAGGCGUGUUAUUCACAGAUGGAGCAGAAAGUAGAGAAAGCCAACGCCAGAGGUGGAGAGGAAGAUGCCAGCCAGCGUCUGCCGCUGAUAAAGGUGCGCACGCACGCGCGUGGUGUACCCAUCGUGGAGCACUUCGCAAAAAACCUUACCUCUGUUUCGACAUUCCGUCCGGACCCGUCCGAUCUGCUCAUCUGCACCUACCCCAAAUCAGACUACACCAAGCAGAUGGAGGCGGUGGACAUAUCCUACAGUGUGACAUCUAAGGGGCCAUCUCCGUCAUGCUCCUCCCUUCUCUCUCUCUCUUCGACUCUCCUUUAGUCCCCUUUUCCUUUCAGAUGACCAGACCAUGGGCACCAGCAUGCCUGCCAAGCUAAGAGCCAAAGUCUGCGUUUUUUUAGAUACUGCACAGACAGAAAUGGAUGUAGCCCCUUCAAAACAUUUACCCUUACAUUUAUUCAUUCAUUUGGCAGACACUUUUAUCCAAAGUGACUUAAAGCAAGAAAAUAACAUUCAUCCUAAAGUUUAAAGCUGCUAAGUUUAAAAGUCUGGAAAAGUAAAGUAUAUAUUGAAGUCUUUAAGUAUGAAGUUUAAUAACCUAAUUGUAAUUACUGUUGGUGAUCUAUGAUCAUUAUUUGACCCCUGGUGGACUGAACACCAACAUGGCUGCCCCCUAUUAUUCAGAGCUGGGAAAGUCAGCCUUUUGCUAUAAUGCUCCUACUACCUAAAAUAAUCUUCAACGCACUGUGAAAAUAAACUCUGUUUCGUAAAAGGACCAAUUUCUGGCUCUUUUAUUCGAAAAUUUGAAAAACAGAGAUGUUUGUUAAUACUUUAUAAUAUCAUUUGAUUACAUUUACAUUUUUCAAUAGCGAGAAGUGUUUAGAUUUGGACAUCAUCUGGUUUGGCUCAAACACCUGUUGCAUUUAUUGCCUAAAAUUCCUGAUUUUGUUUACCAUACUUGGAGUGUGGCACUGGGCUGAUGUGUGCCCUAUUUCUGCCCACUCACUCAUAUAAUUUGGGGUGGGUGCUUGCCUUUCUUUACCUGCUGUCUUGGUUUGUAUAGAAAUGAAUAUUAAGUGACACAUGCAUGUAAAAGGGCAAAAAUAGGCCACAGACGGUAAUAGGUCAUUUUCAGGUCAUAAAUCACUUUCUGAUUUUUUCAUAGAGAUUCAAAUCUGUGAUUACAAACCCAUGUGAAUUUGAACCUGUUUUUCUUUUAAUUAAAUAAAAUGAAAUGUCAUUUAUUGCUUA